This is a messenger RNA of Thecamonas trahens ATCC 50062, 2263 nucleotides long. RefSeq names its product transmembrane protein 16H. The record is from RefSeq and is a predicted model, not a curated record. The transcript has a single exon. The coding region runs from base 1 to 2217 and encodes 738 amino acids. Lineage: Eukaryota; Apusomonadida; Apusomonadidae. Gene Ontology annotation, molecular function: chloride channel activity. Gene Ontology annotation, biological process: chloride transmembrane transport.
AUGUAUGCGAUUGUGUUGGAUGUAGCCAAAUGCCAGGCGGCGAGCCGGGCGGCGGCGCGAGGCUCGAGCGGCUCGUCAUCGCCGCGGUCGUCGUCGUCAUCGUCGUCGUCCGACUCUGAGUUUGAGACCCGCAAGGACACGAUGGCGCAAGUGGCGACCCGCGACGGAUUGGUGAGCGCGCUGCAGCGGGCGGGAUGCUCGGUCAAGUCUGGGAUGAGCGAGAACGGGAGCGCUGAGUAUGUUGUUGUGGGAUGCACCAUGUCGAUGCUGUUUCCGGUGGCGGAGCGGCUGGGAGUCCAAAUCCGGCUGGCAUCGCUAGCAUCUGUGCUGCGAUGGGAGCGGUUCCAGAGCUGCAAUGUGAGCCACUACCGGCGUGGGCCGGGAGGUGAUCUGUUUGAGCCGGCGGAGCAAGUCCGGCUGAUGCGAGUGCUGCUCGAGACGACGCCCGAGAGCGGCGGGGCGGGCGUGGAUCUCACUUCUGACGAGCGGCCAGACUUUGUGGUCGACGCCUUUCCUCUCCACGACAGCCGGGCUGUGGACGCGCUGAUGCGCGAUUGGGUCAAGGCGCCGGUCUCGCACGUGACGGAGCAGCCUCUGGAGGAAAUCAAGGAGUACUUUGGGGCCGAGGUCGGCAUGUAUUUUGCGUUUUUGGGCCACUACGCGCGGUGGCUGGUGGCACCGGCGGUGGCGUCUGUGUGCGUGGCGAUUGCACAGGCACUGACCUGGCACGACUCGCUUGCGGUCCCGAUUUACUGCAUUCUGCUCAUGCUCUGGGUCACACUCAUGCUUGAGUUCUGGAAGCGCGACCGCAACGCACUGCGGUACAUGUGGGGCCUGGAGCACUUUGGCGACCACGAGGAAGAGCGGCUGGCGUACCGCGGGGUGCCGCGGGUCGGCACCUACGUAGACGGGCAGUUUAUCUCGCUGCACGGGGUGAUGGCAACGCUGCGCAGCGAGCUUGAGGCGAGCCAGCAGUUUGAGUCAGCGUACACGGUGCGCUACUAUCCGGUGUGGCGGCGGCGGCUGACGCAGGUGCUCUCGAUGCCGAUUGUGGCGUUUUUCCUUGCCCUUGUCCUCAUCACCACCAUAUCUGUCCUCAUUCUUCGGAUCAUUCUGGGGCGGGUGGGCCUGUGGGGCGGCGGGUAUAUUGCCGGCGCCAUCAACGCGCUCACCAUUUUUGUGCUCAACCGGGUGUACGCCUCGGUGGCGCUUAUGCUCAACUCAUGGGAGAAUCACCGGACCGACGCCGAGUUUGAGCGGCAUCUCAUCAACAAGGUCUUUGCCUUUCAGUUUGUCAACGCGUACGCCUCACUCUUCUACAUUGCGUUUUUCAAGACCUCGAACAUCUUUGGCAAGUUCCAGGACAAUUGCGCGCGCGACGACUGCGUCAUCGACCUUGGUGUGCAGCUCUUUGCCAUCAUGACUUCACGGCAGCUGCUCGGGGCGAUUGUCGAGUUUGCGAUGCCGUGGGCGUACGCGCGCGGGCAGCAGGCAAGCGCAUGGGUGGGCGGGAAGCUUGGCGGGAGCUCGAGCGGGAGCGCGGCAGCAGGAGCAGCGGUCGGCGGGAGCGCGGCAACGCUGCCGCUCUCGGGCGCGGAGCGGGCGGCGGUCGAGCGCGAGGCGCAGCGGGCGGCGCUGACGCGGACGAUCUCACAGUAUGCGGAGAUUGUGACCCAGCUAGGAUAUGUGCUGCUCUUUGCGGCGGCGUUCCCAUUGGCGGCGGUCUUUGCGCUUGCCAACAACGUGGUGGAGAUCCGGACCGACGCGGUGACGCUGCUCAAGGCGUACCAGCGGCCGCUGCCGCACGCGACGUCGGCCAUCCAGGAUCAGUGGUUUUUCCUGCUGCAGGUCCUCGCGGUGGUGGGCGUCCUCACCAACUGCGCCAUCAUGAUGUGGACAAGUAAGUCGAUUGCCGAGGCGACCGGGGCCUCGCGCUACGGCCGGCUCCUUAUCAUUGUGGUCGUCGAGCACAUUGUCCUCGCAAUCAUGUUUACAGUCCGAUCGCUCAUUCCCGACUCACCGGCGUGGGUCACCACUACUGCGCUCCGGUCCCAGUUUGAGCAAGUUCGCGCCUACGAGCGGCUUUGCCAUGCUGAACGCGAGAAGGCUGCGGCUGCGCUCAAGGCGCGCAAGGCGCAGCUGCGGAUCAAGUACAAGUCGCGGUAUCGCGGCCGCACGCGGGCUGGCCCCGCACAGCCGGGCGGUGCGCGGUCGUGAUCCCAGCCUUGAUACACCAUUUCAUUUUAAAAGGCAUCGUCGAGCG